AUGCGGCGGCAGAGCAGCAACAGGAACCAAGGGGCCAAAGCAGGGGAUCAAGUAGCAACGACAAUACAACAAAUGGCUAAUAUUUUAGCGCAAUUGUUCCUUGGAGGGCCUGAUCCAGAGACCGAUGAGCAUUGGUUGGAGGCUAUGGUUGAUAUUUUUAUGGCCUUGAAUUAUACGGAGGAAAGACAAGUGGCAUUUGCUGUCUUUCAGUUUGAGAGACCCGCUCUGGCGUGGUGGAAUGUUAUUAGGGCAAAAUGGGAGAGAGAACAUACAGCAUGGAUUUGGGUAAACUUUAUGAGAAAGUUUAAUGAGAAAUACUUCCCACCUCUAGUCCAAGAGAAGAGAGAGGAUGGUUUUGUUAGGUUACGUCAGAAAACCUUAAGCGUAGCCGAAUAUGAAACCCAAUUCACUAAAUUAUCUAAAUUUGCUCCUGAACUAGUGCUUACGGAGCAGAGGAGGGUGAGACGGUUUAUACAGGGGUUGAAUCUGGAGAUCCAAGAAGCUUCAGCAGCUGCUUGA
This is a messenger RNA of Coffea eugenioides, 519 nucleotides long. RefSeq lists its product as uncharacterized. The transcript has 2 exons. Bases 1 to 519 code for a protein of 172 amino acids. NCBI's taxonomy places the organism in Eukaryota, Viridiplantae, Streptophyta, Magnoliopsida, Gentianales, Rubiaceae. The record is from RefSeq and is a predicted model, not a curated record.